Messenger RNA from Monoraphidium neglectum, 1329 nucleotides. RefSeq lists its product as hypothetical. The record is from RefSeq and is a predicted model, not a curated record. NCBI's taxonomy places the organism in Eukaryota, Viridiplantae, Chlorophyta, Chlorophyceae, Sphaeropleales, Selenastraceae. The transcript is spliced from 2 exons. The coding region runs from base 1 to 1329 and encodes 442 amino acids.
AUGCUGCUGCUGCCGCUCGGCGUCCCGCACAACGUCACCCUGGGCGGCGCGCUCGCACCGCGCGUGCGGAAGGAAGGCGGCCGCGUCGCCUACCUAGCCGCGCUCCGCAACGCGGCGCUUGAACCGUUCCUGUCGGGCGCAGCAGGCGAGGCGGCUGCCCCCUCGACGGCUGGCGCGGCCGCCGGGGGCGCACUGCGGCUGCCGUCAGCUGCGACGUCGGCGGCGACGGACGCGGGGCCGUGGCGGCCGGACGCGGUCGUGUUUGCGAACGACGUCUUCUUCUGCGCAGAGGACGUGCUGCGGCUGCUGGCGCACGGCGCUGACCUGGCGUGCGGCCUCGACUUCUACACUGGGUCGUGGCAGCAGGCGGCGGGGGCCGGGGAGGGGGCCGGCGGCCGCACCGGCAGCGGGGGAAGCGGUGGGCGAGGAGGGGAGGAGGAUAUGGAUGACGUAAUGCUGCUGCGACAGAUUGAGGACGGGCAGGAGGGGCAGGAUGGCGGCGGCAGCUUGGCAGCGACGGCCGCCAGGCGGCGGGGCGCGCGGCGGCUGAGCAGGCAGCAGGCGUGGCAGCUGCAGGCGGCGGAGGCGCUGGAUCAGGGAGGCGAGGAGCAGCAGCAGCAGCAACUGCAGCAGCGAAUGCAGCAGCGGCUGCUGCAGCAGCAGGGGCAGCAGGAGGAGGAGCAGCAGUCACACCCCGGCGGUGCGGAGGCACAGCUGCGGUUCUACGACAAGUGGGUCGCGCGCGACGUGUCCGGCGCCCGCUUCAGCAACCUGCCGCCCUUCGUGUCCCACGCCCCCUCCCGCGCCCGCCUCGUCGCGGGCCUGCCCUUCCCGGCCGCCUGCUGCUGGAACGGCCUCGCGGCCCUCGGCGCCGCGCCGCUGCGCGCGGGGCUGCGGUUCCGGGGGGCGCUGGCCGGCGAGUGCCGCGCGUCGGAGUGCAGCCUGCUGUGUGAUGACCUGCAUCGCCUAGGCAGGGGGCGCGUGGUGGUGGACCCGGGGGUGCGCGUCGCAUACGAGUGGGAACAGGCGCAGCUGCUGGCGGGCGGCGCCGGCGGCGCAGCCCCGGGCCAGGGGGCGGCCCCGGGCGCGGCGGGCGGGGGGUCGGGGCUGCCGCCGCGGCAGAGCUGGGGGGACGCAGCGGCGUCGUCGGUGGCGGCGGCGGCGAAGGCCGGGACGGGCGAGUGGCGGGUGCGGCUGGAUGAGAUUGAGUGCUGCGACCUGCGGCCUGCGAAGACGUACGUCGACUUCCGCAGGGACUGCCGCCCGCGGGACGUCCUUGCACGCAACUUCACGCGCGAGUUCUUGGGCGGCGCACCGGCGGUGGCGUAG